CCAUAUUACCCUAUAACGUGCUUCGCAACAGUAAGUUUUGCGAUCUUAAGAAGAAAAUAUUUUAAUUUACUUUGUCAAUUCAUCCCGUGAUUAUAUUAUUAGCAAAAUUAAUAAAGCAGGAUUAAGAAAAAAAAUUAAGCAAUUCUAUAAACGUAUACUUUUAAAUGUAACUUGUUAUUAUAUCACGUUCGGUUCGAUCGAAAGCACGAUGUUUCAUCGGUAUGAUUAAAACCACGUGCUUCGAGAGACCGACCGUUUUUGUAAAAAAUGAGAUAUGAUGUAAUCACGCUACAUGAUCGAUUUGUGAAAGAAUAUUAGAGAACAAAGAUUUUUGCUAUUAUCGUAAAGAGGCAUGCUGAGACAGAAUGACGGAGUUUGUAGAUGGUUGGAUAUUUGGACACACUCUAGGAGAAGGGGCUUUUGGCGAAGUAAAAUUGGUUAUAAAUAAAACUACAGGUGAGGCUGUUGCUAUGAAGAUGGUAGAUUUAGAAAAGCAUCCAGAUGCUCAUCAAACUGUUCGUAAAGAAACUACAAUUCACCGUAUGCUCUCUAAUCCUAACAUUAUACAGUAUUUUGGAAAGCGUAGUGAACCUACUAUGGAAUAUAUAUUUUUAGAAUAUGCAUCAGGUGGAGAACUUUUUGAUAGAAUUGAACCGGAUAUUGGUAUGCCAAUUUGGGAAGCACAAAAGUAUUUCAAACAAUUAAUUUCUGCUAUAGAGUAUCUGCACAGCAAAGGUAUUGCACACAGGGAUUUGAAACCAGAAAAUUUGUUAUUAGAUGAACAUGAUAAUUUGAAAGUUUCUGAUUUUGGUCUGGCAACAAUAUAUCGUUUACAAGGCAAAGAACGUUGUUUAGAAAAAAGAUGUGGAACAUUACCGUAUGUUGCUCCAGAAGUAUUAUUGUGUGCCUAUCAUGCAGAACCAGCGGAUAUAUGGUCAUGUGGUAUAAUUCUUGUAGCUUUACUGAGUGGAGAACUGCCUUGGGAUCAGUCCUUGGCAGACUGUCCAGAGUAUAUGGCAUGGAGAGAUGGAAAAUAUAUGUCUCUUACACCAUGGAAAAAAUUGGAUAAUUCUUCGUUGUCUCUGUUAAAAAAUGUUCUUAUGCACUCACCAGUAACCAGAUAUACUAUAAAGGAUAUUAAGCAACAUAGAUGGUUCGUCAAGAAAUUCCAGGAAGCUGGAAGUGUAGAAGGAUAUAUUAGACCUGACGAAACAGAUUUUGAAAACAGAAGACAAGCAACACAAGAUGAAAACAUAACAAGAUUCUGUUUAUCACAACCUGAAUUGCCUGGGGUAGAAAAUGCUAAUCCAGUAGAAAUUAAUUUGGAAGAACGAUCUGGAUUUUCGUUCUCACAACCUGCGCAUAUAGAAGAUUUAUUGUUAUGCACACAAGUACAAAAUAAACAAUUUACUCAAACAAGUCAGCAAAAUACUUUCCAACGGUUAGUGCGACGUAUGACAAGAUUUUUUGUUAAAACAGACCUGGAAACAACUGUAAAACGUUUACUAAAUUAUUUUAAAAAUGAAAAUUAUACGUGUCGUAUUAAUAAUUUUGGCACAAUUACUGUAACAGCAAAUGAUAGAAGAAAGAUGCCUUUAGUCUUUAAAGUAAAUGUGUUUGAAAUGGAUGGAAAGAUAUUAGUUGAUUUUCGUUUGUCUAAAGGCUGUGGUCUAGAAUUUAAACGAAUAUUCGUAAAAAUUAAAUCUUUAUUAGAAGAAAUCAUAUUAAAAGGUCCUAUUACAUGGCCAAUUGCCGUGGCAACUGAAUGCAUGCCUUAAUAUUGUAUACAACCAAAUUUUAUAAUAAAUUUUCUUAUACUCUUUUAA
Molecule: messenger RNA, 1826 nt
Organism: Bombus terrestris (buff-tailed bumblebee)
Lineage: Eukaryota; Metazoa; Arthropoda; Insecta; Hymenoptera; Apidae
Gene: grp
Product: serine/threonine-protein kinase grp
Exons: 8
Coding region: 366-1778 (470 amino acids)
Biological process (GO): protein phosphorylation; mitotic G2 DNA damage checkpoint signaling
Cellular component (GO): nucleus; cytoplasm; site of double-strand break
Molecular function (GO): protein serine/threonine kinase activity; ATP binding
Source: RefSeq, a predicted model, not a curated record